UGUUUUUAACGUGGCCUGUCCUCGCUGCUUGGGCGGUUAACAAGGCGACAACUCGUGUCGACGCAGCUACUCGUCAAUGGCGACGGGGACAAGACAACCCCCCACGAGCACCUCCCUCCUCUUUGCUCUUCCGUUUCCUUACGCUUUCCGUUUUCGUCCUCGCUCCUCGCUUUUAAUUUAACUUCAAGAUCCCUCCUCCGUGAAGACGACUAUGACACAUCUGGAAGGAGGAGGGCAGCCCAAGUGCUGCCUCAGAGGUCACUGGAGACCCGCAGAGGACGCCAAGCUCAGGGCGUUUGUCUCCCGAUUCGGCCCCCAAAAUUGGAACUUGAUUGCGGAUGAGCUCCAAGGGCGGUCAGCGAAAAGUUGCAGGCUGCGGUGGUGCAACCAACUGGAUCCGAGGAUCAACAAGAGAGGCUUCAGCGUGGAAGAAGAAGAAAAGAUUCUAUCCUUGCAGAGGCAGCUCGGCAACAAGUGGGCACUGAUCGCGAGACUUUUCCCUGGAAGAACAGAUAACGCAGUGAAGAACCGGUGGCACGUGAUAACGGCGAGGAGAGAAAGGGAGCAGAGCAGUGGCGAUUCCUCUGGUUCGGCUGAAGAGAUUGCGGUGGCGACAAACUCGAACAGCUUCGUGCAAGCUGAGAAUGAUGGCGCCGGUGGGAAGAAGAAGGCCAGUUCCUUCAUUGAUUUCUUGGGGGUUGGAGCUGUAUGAAAAUGAAACAAAAAGAGACAUGGAGAGAGAGAAUUUUGGAAAUGAGACAUGUAGUUGGAAAAUUUUUGCACCAAUAAAAAAAAUAAUUAAGGAUCGACGUCUUUCUUCAUUGUCAACUGAAUUAUUGAUAGCAAUUCAUGAUUUGAUGACCUCAA
Messenger RNA from Zingiber officinale, 867 nucleotides. RefSeq names its product transcription factor CSA-like. Gene Ontology annotation, cellular component: nucleus. Gene Ontology annotation, molecular function: RNA polymerase II cis-regulatory region sequence-specific DNA binding; DNA-binding transcription factor activity, RNA polymerase II-specific. Bases 212 to 712 code for a protein of 166 amino acids. The transcript is spliced from 3 exons. NCBI's taxonomy places the organism in Eukaryota, Viridiplantae, Streptophyta, Magnoliopsida, Zingiberales, Zingiberaceae. Gene Ontology annotation, biological process: regulation of DNA-templated transcription. The record is from RefSeq and is a predicted model, not a curated record.